UUUCCCCGCCGCUACUGCCUCCUCCUUCUCUGUAGCGGGGAAAGCUCUUGUCUCCACAUGAUGUGUUUUUAUGAAUGCCUCAAACCAGCUAUGAGAAAACAGCUUUUUAACCUGUGCGGAUGAGCUGGAGCCUUAGAGGGAUUAACUGAAUUUACAAAGAAGUGCUUUCAAGGGAGUGGAGGACUAUUCAGGAAUGGGAUUGUGACUACGUGGAGAAUGUGUUCUGGAGCUACAGCUCACCCACGCUCUGCUCCACUCACUCUUUUGUAGGAGACAGUGACAAACAUGUGCUGAGACUGAGUGCUGGGCAGAAGAAACGGUGGGCUUGUGAAGAUGGAGAAUGGCACAGGGGACCAGCAAAAUCAAACCGGACUGCCAGUAUCAAGCCAGGAGAUCGUUACAGUUGAAUACCAAGUGGUUACCAUCCUCUUGGUCCUCCUCAUCUGUGGACUGGGCAUCGUGGGCAACGUCAUGGUGAUUUUGGUAGUCCUCAGAACCAAACACAUGAGAACUCCCACUAACUGCUAUCUGGUGAGUCUGGCUGUGGCAGACCUCAUGGUCCUUGUCGCUGCAGGACUACCCAAUAUCACGGAAAGUCUGUAUAGAUCCUGGGUGUAUGGCUACGUGGGGUGUCUCUGCAUCACUUAUCUCCAGUACCUAGGGAUCAAUGCUUCCUCUUUUUCCAUCACUGCCUUCACCGUUGAGAGAUACAUAGCCAUCUGCCACCCAAUCAAAGCUCAAUUCCUAUGCACUUUUUCAAGAGCCAAAAAGAUCAUUAUUUUUGUCUGGGCUUUCACCUCUAUAUACUGUAUGCUCUGGUUUUUCUUGCUAGACCUUAAUACGGUAGUCUACAAAGACACUACUGUAGUGUCCUGUGGCUACAAGGUGUCCAGGAGCUAUUACUCUCCUAUCUACAUGAUGGACUUCAGUAUAUUUUAUGUUGUGCCAAUGGUAUUGGCAACGGUCCUCUAUGGCCUGAUUGCUAGAAUACUGUUCCUGAAUCCCAUCCCUUCGGACCCAAAAGAAAACUCUAAGACACGGAGGAACGAUGUGCCUCACCAAAGCAAGCCUGUGAAUUCCAAGAUGACUAACAGGAGUUUCAAUAGCACUAUUGCAUCUCGAAGGCAGGUUACCAAGAUGCUGGCCGUGGUGGUAGUCCUAUUUGCGUUUCUGUGGAUGCCCUACCGCACACUUGUGGUGGUCAAUUCCUUUCUCUCCAGUCCCUUCCAGGAAAACUGGUUCCUGCUGUUUUGCAGAAUCUGUAUUUAUUUAAACAGUGCCAUCAAUCCUGUAAUCUACAAUCUCAUGUCUCAGAAAUUCAGAGCAUCCUUUAGGAAACUCUGCAACUGCCAGCAGAAAGAGGAUAAGAAACCGGUCAACUACAGCAUGGCCCUGAAUUAUAAUGUCAUCAAAGAGUCUGAUCAUUUCAGCACUGAACUAGAAGAUAUUACUGUCACCAACACUUAUCUGUCCUCUGCAAAAUUGUCCCUUGGUGAUACCUGCUUGUCAUCUGAGGCCUGAAGCCCACCUUGUUCUGAGUAUGAAGUCACACAAAACCUUUGGAUGGUCUGUUCCCACCAACCUGUAUGAAACGAAAAGGCAUGUCUGCUCACAGAAUUGCAGGUGUUACCAUAUCUGUCCACACAUCUGCCUGCAUCCUACAAGAAAAAGCAGCCUUUUUGUGAGUGAAAAGAACAUACUACUGCGUCUAACUGAAUGAAGCAUUUAAUACAACAUAACUUUAAGCAGGUGAGUUAGCUGCAGUGGAAUACCUAAAUGCUCUGCCUCAUGCAUUGGCCAAAGAAUGGUCUGCUCUCUCAGAAAGAGCAAGGCUGCCCAGGACAUCUCCAUGGACGCAGACUGGGGCAGUGGAUGAUGCUCCAGUGAAGGUUGGAGGCAAGAAGAGGAGCUGCCCUCCUGCAUGGCUGCUGUGUGUCCCAAGAACAUUCACAAUGCACUGGGCAGUGCCAGCGGAGCCUGUAAGGCAGCAGCCAGAACCACUGCUGAUUACGGCAAUUACCUGUCAUUUUCUCCCUCAGCCCAAAGCGGUGCAAAUCCAAUUGCAGCCAUCAUAGCACUCUUCAGUAAGUAGGUAUCUGAUGGCAAAGAGCAUAACACCUUUUUUUUUUUUUUUUUUUUCACUUUUUAGCCUUGAAUAGCAUGAAAUAGGAAGACCAGUCAAUGAAUUCACAGCAGGGAAUAAACAAAUUUAAAUGUCAAUAGGAAACGUUAUAAAAAUCUAAGCUCUCACAGUAAGCUAGUUUAUAGAUGUACAGCUUUACACAUAAACCUCAGCUAAUACUGAAUCCUGUCUGAACUUGACAGGUAUUGAAGAGUACUGGACAGGCUUUUAGUAGUUAUUUUUAUGUUAGUUCAAUGGUAAUUGUGCCUGAGACCGCUACAAGGAGUUUAUAGCUUCAGUAUAUAUUAUGUCUAGGGUAAAGAGGAGAAUUCAGUGAAAAAUGUAACUUCUUUCAGUUUUUGGCUCAAAAGACAUCCAUUAGAAUACUUCAGGACAUUACAAAGUGUUUUGAAAGACUGAUUGGUUUUAUAUUUGACUGAAAAGAGAAAAUACUGCGAAAGCUUUGCUACUCCUUCUUGUUUUUUCUAGUUCAUUGUAAUGUUCCCUUUACAUUGUGACCUUCAGCACUGGUUUUGAUAACCUGAAGCCAGAGACAAAAAAAAAAUAUGUUACAAAAAGGCAGUUUCUAGUCUGUACUCACCCUGCUUGCUCUGGCCACAGCUGAGGUUAACCAUGCCCAUGGCUCAUCCUUGUUCCUGUACAAAGUCACCAUGGCUUCUCAUUUGCUAACACAGCUGCUUGCAUGCUCUUCCUGCACAACUGGUGACAAGCAGCCUAGGGACACAGUCUCUCAGAAUUCCAGCUGCAGUACAAACCCAGUGUAUCACUUUGGCUUUGCUCUAGACCAGCUUAUGCUCUUGCUAGAAUUAUAUUUUCCCAUUCUUGUUCAGCAGUAACAGAAACUUGUGAAGAUGCCUAUACAUUGUUUUCUGUUAUGAAAUUUUUUGCUCAGCUUUUGUACUUUAAAAAGCUGUAAAAACUCUAAUGGUUCUCGUGUAAGUCCUAUCCAGUGUGGGAUAAAAGAGUUGGCUUCACUAGAAUUGUAAGGCUUUCCUAUCUAGUGUUUCUUUGCAUGUACAGCUGCUUUGCCAUUUUAAAACACUUUCCCUUACAUUCAGCGAUAUCUGCAAAUUUAGAGAACCAAAAAUACUCUGAUAGCUCCUAGAUUUAAAUUUCAAUGCAAACCUAUGUGUGCUGAAUAAAAAAACCUAUUUCCAUAGAAUCAUAGAAUGGUUUGGGUUGAAAGGGUCCUUAAAGAUUAUCUUGUUCCAACUCCCCUGCCAUGGGCAGGGACACGUCCCACUAGAUCAGGUCUCUCAAGUUCCCAUCCAACCUGGCCUUGAACACUUCCAGGGAUGAGGCAUCCACAACUUCCCUGGGCAGCCUGUUCUACUGCCUCACCACUCUGAUCAUGAAGAAUUUGUCCCUAAUGUCUAAUGUAAAUCUUCCCCCUUCCAAUUUAAAGCCAUCAGCACUUUCUUUUUCAUUUUGGCAAGCAGAAGGAGUGACAUCAUGGAGGUAUCCGUCUUCUUGAGACUUUUACCUCAGAUUAUGGGGAGUCCAUGUUAAAAGCAGGCAAAGCACCACACUGGAGCCAGGCUGUGCUUUGGAGCCUCCGCUCUGAUGCACAGGAGCUGGCAGAGCUUUGACUGGAGCAGAGCUGGCAGCUAAACCCACGCAGACUGUUUUGCAAUAUUUUCUAUAUCUUCUGCAUGUGACCCCACACAACUGGCAGGGAAAUGUCCAAACUCUGCUGCUUUCAUAAUAAUAAUAAGGAAAAAAAAUGAAAUUACAAAGUCACAUGGCAUUCAAGCAGGCAAAGCUGACCAAGGUUCAAGAGUCAAAAGAGAGGAAAACCUAUAUUAUUCUAGAGGGAAUACCUAGCAGUCAUAUCUCAUAAAUACAAUACUAUAGCAGUGACAUACACUUUAAAUAAACCUUUCCUUUAUAGAGCUUGAUAUGAAGUUACAGAGUUCUGUGGCAUUUUGCUGCCCACACUUACUUAAAGAUAGAGUUUGCCACCGUAAGGGGAAGUCAAGGAGAAGUACCACAACCUGUGUAACCCUGCCUCCAAAGUAACUGUCACAGUAAAACGAAGCCACCAGGGUCAUCUUAUGCAGGCAUUUAUAUUUACUUAGAUAAGAAACCUGUUCAAAAUAAAUGUAGAUUCCUGUAUCUGACUGAGCAAAACCUUUGUAUGCAGUCAGCCAGCAUCUCUUGCAGCUGAUCAGAAUAGAUCCCUGUAUGGAUAAUGGGGGGAGAGGGUGCAGAGGUGACUGCUGGUGGAGCCACCAUGUGGAAAUCAUUUUGCUCUUCAAAUGUUGCCAUCGGUUAGGCAUAUAUACAGCUCUUUCAAACUAGCCUUACCUCUCAGACUUUCUAAAGCACUGCCAGAACUAGGUCCUUUUCUUACUUAAAAAGCGAGUAGACUUCCAGGACAAGGAGCAGGCAAAGAGAGUGCACUCCACUAAAACCUGGUUAUGCUGUUUGGAGCACAACUGGGUGGGCUAAGAACUGAGCCAAGUAUUUGUGUAAUAACGGUAACACAAACAUGCAUUUUUAUCUUUAACCUUUUCACAGUACAGACUGAACUAUAGCUCUUAUAGACUGACAAUAUAAGAACUCAUUCUCUCCUUUUAUUGCCUUUUUGCUCAAAAAGUAACUUUCUGCUUUCUCAGCCUCUGUCUCCAUACCUUUCUGUUUUUUUCUGGAUGCUCAGGUGAGGUAUUUGAGCCCAUAUUCUUGGCGAGUUUUCAUCAAGGGCUAAAAUUCAUGUAGGUGAUUUUGUAUGCAGCAUCACUUGGAAUAAAAAUGAAAAGGAAUGAUUUCAUGCUGAUACUUAUUUGAGCAAACAGUGAUGAUUAUGCCUGCAAAGCUGUGUGCACAAAUGCAAUGUAUAAAAUUGCAUAUGUAAGCAAAGGUGUGAUUUUAACUUAAUUUGCCAUAGUUAUGUCUUUAUAGUAUUUAUUAAAUCCAUGGUAAUUUUAUACUAAUUACUACAGCUAAUACCAUGGAACUUUGCUAAAUAUCAUGCUAAUGUGAUUUUAGAUCUAUUUCUGUGUUUUUCCCUCUGUUUAUAGCAGCAACUAACCUUUUUUCUUGUACCUAGAUGUUGUGGAUUAGAUAUAUGGGCAUGUGUUUUUUAAAUAUUUAUGUGAUUUUAGGAUAAUAAACUCUUUUUGCCAGAUGAGGAAGUGACCGGAUGUCAGCUACUGAAUGCAGUAAUAUAACUAUUUAUCUUGGUAUACUCAUUUUGUGUAUAACAAACUCCUCUGCAAUAUUUAGUUUUAAAGAAUUGUCUGUGUGGUAGUAAUAUUGAGAUCCAUGUCUCCUCAUUUAAUGACUUUGAUGUAAGAGAUUGCAUUCUUAUUGCAUUUUUUUUGGAACAUUACCCAGCAUAUAAGAGAAGAGAUGUUGCUGUAGCAUCUGACUUUGGGAGCUACACUUCCAGUGUGAAAUACUUCAGUGUUGGUAAAACUCACAGCUGAGAAAGGUUAGGCGUCUUUAAAACACGCCUUGGUUCAGAUUAAUGCAUGACCUCUUUGAGGUCAGAGUUCAGGAUAUAUCAAAGCAGCUCCAACAUGUUGUGAAGGGGGUUAUGAUGCUCCUGUGGGAAUGAAUGGCACAAGUCAAAUGGUAGUGCUCUCAACAACUUCCCUUAAAAAACAAUGAUCCUAUACAAGUGACUAAAGAACAGAUCAGGAGCUGCCAUAGCACGUACAAGAUGAAACACUGGAUUAGCCACCUGGUCUUUGCAAGUAAACAAAUAUUUCUUGUUGGGUUUUUUUACAAAGCUACUCUUAACAAAAAAUGAGAGCUGCACAUUGGUAUGAUUGAAAAAAAUAUAUUGUUGCAAGACUAGUAAAAGCUAAAUUGUUCUUUCAACAAUGUUGCAUAUGCUUAUUUAUUUCUCUGGAUUCCAUUGUAUAUAGUUGUUUUAUUUGUCACAAAUUGCAGUGAAAUUUCAAGAUGAUCUUUUGGUGUUUUGUUAUCUCUUCUUUAGACAGAAUUGUUUAUUUAGUGUUUUGUUCCUUUCAAUAAGAGAUUGAUUUUUCCUGAUUAUUUCAUUACUGCUGGGAUAUAGUCAUACAGCAAAUGCCAGCUGAAGAGACUGGAACUUCAGGGUCCCUUAACUUGGGGAUUGAAUUCACACAAACUAUUCAAGAGCAAACUAUUCAAGGUUUAGAAGGAACCUCUUUUUCACUUACCCAGAUAAUUCUGAUCUCAUUCUGUAACUGCAUGUUGUUUAUAAAUUUGUUUAUUAAUAAGAUUGUGAAGUUGCUG
Molecule: messenger RNA, 6367 nt
Organism: Cuculus canorus (common cuckoo)
Lineage: Eukaryota; Metazoa; Chordata; Aves; Cuculiformes; Cuculidae
Gene: TRHR
Product: thyrotropin releasing hormone receptor
Exons: 3
Coding region: 334-1521 (395 amino acids)
Biological process (GO): phospholipase C-activating G protein-coupled receptor signaling pathway
Cellular component (GO): membrane
Molecular function (GO): thyrotropin-releasing hormone receptor activity
Source: RefSeq, a predicted model, not a curated record